CCCCGCGGCCGCCGCCGCCAUGUUGGAUGGUGCGUGUGGGUGUCAAGCGCAGCCCGCGGCCGCCGGGCACCGGGACACCGGGACACCGCGCCCGCCCCGCGCCCGCAGGUCAUGAUUUUCAUUUUCUCGUGUCAUUCUCUUGAGGAGAGGAAAUGAUUGUAGUGGAACGUGUCACAAGCACGCCACUGCUCCGGAGCCUUUGCUGUUCAGAAACGUUCCUGGGAGAGCAAAUUUAGCCCUUUGCUGUUUGUGUUGUGGGAUCUGUCUUGGGAAAAAGGGAAAUAAAAAUGACGACUUCGUCUAUCCGACGGCAGAUGAAGAACAUUGUGAACAAUUACUCAGAGGCCGAAAUAAAAGUUCGGGAAGCGACCUCAAAUGACCCCUGGGGUCCUUCCAGUUCCUUGAUGACUGAAAUAGCAGAUCUGACCUACAAUGUUGUGGCCUUCUCUGAAAUUAUGAGCAUGAUCUGGAAACGACUCAAUGACCACGGCAAGAACUGGCGACACGUCUACAAGGCCCUGACUCUCUUAGAUUACCUGAUUAAAACUGGCUCUGAGAGGGUGGCCCAGCAGUGUAAAGAGAAUAUUUUUGCUAUCCAGACAUUGAAAGAUUUCCAGUACAUCGAUCGAGAUGGGAAGGACCAGGGCAUCAACGUGAGGGAGAAGUCCAAGCAGCUGGUGUCCCUUCUGAAGGACGACGAGCGCCUCAAGACAGAGAGGGCCCAAGCCCUGAAGACCAAAGAAAGGAUGGCUCAGGUGGCCACUGGGGUGGGCAGCAACCAGAUCACCUUUGGCCGAGGCUCCAGCCAGCCCAACCUGUCCACCAGCUACUCAGAGCAGGAGUAUGGGAAGUCUGGAGGGUCCCCAGCAUCCUACCAUGGCUCGACGUCCCCGCGGGUGUCCUCGGAGCUGGAGCAGGCGCGGCCGCAGACGAGCGGCGAGGAGGAGCUGCAGCUGCAGCUGGCGCUGGCCAUGAGCCGGGAGGUGGCGGAGCAGGAGGAGCGCCUCAGACGCGGGGACGAUCUGAGAUUACAGAUGGCUCUGGAGGAGAGUCGCAGAGACACAAUUAAAAUUCCCAAAAAGAAGGAGCACACCACCCUGCUGGACCUGAUGGAUGCCCUGCCCUCCUCGGCACCGGCCCCGGCCAAGAGCGAGCCCUGGGGCCCUCCUGCUGCUGCUGCUGCUGCUGCCAACCAGACAGAUCCCUGGGGAGGAUCCACAGCUGCAGCCCCUGCCUCCGACCCCUGGCAAUCAUUUGGUGCCAAACCAGCUGCUUCUGUUGACCCUUGGGCAGCACCAGCAGGAUCCACAGCUCAGCCUCUGGCCAAAAAUGUGGACCCUUGGGCUCCUGCUCAGCCAUCUUCUACUGCAGCAAAAUCUUCUGUGGAUCCCUGGGGAUCAGCACCUGCUAACAAACCUCUCUCUACUUCUGGAAGUACAUCUUUUGACCUCUUCAGUAAUUUGAAUGGUACAGUUAAAGAUGAUUUUUCUGAAUUUGACACACUUCGAACUUCCAAAAAGCCAGCUGAAUCAGGUUCCACUCUGCCCUCUCAGCACAGUGGCACCACGAGUCCUGAUCUCUUUGAGUCCCAGCACUCGAGUGGGACAUCGGGCAAGCAGAGCACGGCCCGGAAAACCCCGGAGUCCUUCCUGGGCCCCAACGCUGCCCUGGUCAACCUGGACUCCCUGGUGUCCAAGCCACCACAACCUGUUACUUCUCUGAACCCAUUCUUGGCACCAGGCGCCGCCACGGCAGCGACUCCAAUCAACCCCUUCCAGGUGAACCAGCCUCAGCCUCUGACCCUGAACCAGAUGCGAGCGAGCCCCGUGAUGGGCAGCAGCCCCUCGUUCAGCACCGUGCCCCCUCUGAGCAUGGAGCCAAUACCUCUGUCUUCCAUGGCCCCCGUGCCCGUGGGCAUGGCGCCGCUGCCGGCCAUGGGCACCAUGCGCAUGGGCCAGGGGCUGAGCAUUGCAGGAUCAAUGCCCCAAGCUCUGCACAGUACAGGAAUGCCGCCAGCAGCCUCCCAGGCUGCAAAUACAACUAACCCUUUCCUCCUAUAAAGACCCAAUUAAAGGAACUUUUCUUUUCUUAGUGUUUCCAGGCUGAAGUCUUUCCAGCGAAACGCACGUGGCCUGUGUGGACUGAACGGUGUGUGAGAGACUUGGAAGUAGAUUUGCAGUUUACAGUUAUGAUCUUUGAAGAGUUGUCUCUACUUACCAGUUAAUCUAAAUCUAGUCUUUGCUACAGAUGGUACCUUACUUUGGCUUGUUGAGCAUCAUGUGAAAUGUUCAGACUUUUCACCAAAGUUAGAUUCUGCCCAUUUUUGUUACUUUGUUAAUCAUUUCAAACACACUUUCUAGGGAGAGAGAGAACCUGCCACUGGAAAACUCCCUUGGCUGUUUUGUAGAUGUCAGAUCAUGUGCUGGAUUCCUGAAGUUACUCUUGCCCUGCAUCUGUCACUUCCUCUGCCCGUAAGAUAGACCUGAGAUUCCGAGUGCUAGUGAAUGUUUUGCACAUAACUACACACAGUUCUAGACUGUUGGUUCACCCAUAGUCCUUACUCUUAGAAGAGACCGACCCGGAGGGCCCAGGGGGGCUUGGUUUUUAUGCAUUAAACAUUGCAAACUCGCACUGCUUUGGUAUCUCUGAGGUGUGACUGACAACAGCAAGCUUGUCUCGAAAGGAAAAUAACACAAAACCCCAGACAAAACACCCAAGACCAUGCUCGAGUUGUGCUGUCGUGUGCAGUGUUGAAUUCCUACACUACUCUAAGGACUCCUGGAACUCUCUGUGAGUGGCUGCACUCGUGCUGAGUGAGUGUCCUGCUCUGUGCUUGUCCAGUACCGGCUUCGUUUGGAAGUUUUUUCAUGUGUAUUUUGUUUUUAUUUGACUUACAAUGUGAGUUGAAAGAAAAAAAAAAUGGAAAAAACAAAGAAAAGCAAAAGAAACAAAAAAAGGAGAUACAGUGGGACAACUUUGAAUUCAGUUUCACCGGGGCAAGCUUUAAAACUAAUUCAGGCUUAACCUUGCUAUAUGCAGUUACUCUUGUAUACUUUUGCACAUAUUUUGUUUAGUACAGUUUCAUAUUUUGAGUUUGCAGAGUUACCUAAUAGUCCUUUUUUUGCUAAUUUUUAUAAUGUGGUUCUUAUUUAACUGUCUGGUUUUGAUAGAUUUAUCAAGUCUGGCUGAAAAAUUAAGAUAUUGGCAAAUGUCAUUUUUAUGGUUUUAAUGCCCUCUUAUUUAUGGUUUUCGCUCUUUGUUUCUGUAAAGAGAGUUUAAAAGGGAAGAUUAACACUAAAAUAUUUACUUUUAAAUGAAGUAUUCAUAAUGCAAAUCAAAAAACAAAUCCUCUUGACUAAUUAUUUUUAGAUGAAUUGAAUUUGAGCAUAACAUGAUUUAAGACUACAUUAAAAAGAAAAAACACUAAA
Molecule: messenger RNA, 3428 nt
Organism: Melospiza georgiana
Lineage: Eukaryota; Metazoa; Chordata; Aves; Passeriformes; Passerellidae
Gene: EPN2
Product: epsin 2
Exons: 9
Coding region: 288-2060 (590 amino acids)
Biological process (GO): endocytosis
Cellular component (GO): plasma membrane; clathrin vesicle coat; endosome
Molecular function (GO): clathrin binding; phospholipid binding
Source: RefSeq, a predicted model, not a curated record